CCCUGGUUUGCAAGUCUUUUCCUAGCACCAGUGAAACAGUUUAUGUCCAGCGUGAAUUUUGUGAGCACUCUAUUAGCAAAACAAGUUGAAAGUCACAGAGAAAAAAGAAAACCAAAUGAAAAUCGAGAUUUUAUUGAAUACUAUUUGGAUGAGAUAGAUAAAACUAAAGGAGAUGCUGAUGCUACUUACGAUGAAGCAAACUUGAUCUAGACUAUUUUAGACCUCUUUCUGGCAGGUACAGAAACUACAGCCACCACUUUAUCUUGGGCAUUGCUCUAUGUGGUGGUUUAUCCUGAUGUUCAAGUCCUAGAUUGUUUCCUGUUGGAGAAAGAUGAGAAUUUACUGUGGUUCCUCAGGAAGAGGGAGGCGAUGCGAAUGAGGGAGAGGUACAGAGAAAGUCCUGCUGAGACCAGGGAGAAAUCUGAUCUUUGUCUAAUGUGGAGAAGAAAGGCAGAGGGGCUGGGGGAUCUGAUGCCUCCGGCUGCCUCAUGCUGCAGGAGAGGAGCCGUUUCAGGAGCCAGACAGCUUGGAAGGAAGGCUGUGGCCACCAUCUUGGGUGGGCAGCUGGGAAGGCAACUGAGGUGUCACAGGCAAACGUUGCGGAAAGAUCUGGGAAAAAAGCACCUGGACUGGUGUCCAGAGACAACCUGAAGGGAAGGCAGGCUGCUGGCUAGAAGGGAACAGUUUACACAACCGUGUCAUGCAGCCCUUCUGAGGGAACUGCGCUCCUCCUUAUAGAGACGUUUCCCACAGUGGCUGCCCCGUAUAGGACAGAGAAGGGCUGGGGCUGUGGGUCCCACUUCCUGCACGACCCUUCUCUGGCACUGUGGUGGCCGUCAGCGCUGAUCUGCUUUCUCUUCAGCUCUCUCUCUUCAGCUUCUACCUCUGUUGUGUGCCCCGAUUUUAGACAGGAAAGGAAGAUUUGACUGCUGCCGGGUCCGGGGCUGGGCAUCGUGAAGGGAAGCAGAGGGACCAAGUCUGGAAUGGACAAGAAAUCUUCUUCCUCCUUCAGGACACCACCACCAGGAAAAGUGUUUUAAGGUUUCCUGAAGCCGCCAGAGCAUGAGAGGAAAUGUGAAUCUCCAUAUCAGAGGAACUCGUUAGCAGAAAUGAUGGCAAAGGAAUAAAGAAGGAAGAGCUUCGGGCUGGUGUUAAGACUGUGGCAAAAGAUUUAUGCAGUUUUUAAAGUUGCAACAAGUACGGAGACGACUUCCUCCUGGACCAAUCCCUCUCCCAAUUUUGGGGACCUUGAUACAGCUCCACUUUCAGAUCAAUCGUGAUCUCCUCAUGAAGUGCGUGGGAUUUCAUCUGCACUUCUCUGGCUUUUCUCCCAUCUAUAGCUCGCCAAAAUUCAUGGCAACAUAUUCACCUUAUGGUUUGGGUGGGCCCCAGUGAUCGUACUGAAUGGAUUUCAAGCAGUUAAGGACGGUAUGACCAUGCACCCUGAAGAUGUUUCUGGGAGGCUAGUGUCUCCUUUCUUCAGAGCAAUGGCCAAAGGAAAAGGAUAUGAUGUUUAUUUCUCCUGAAGACAUUUGAACUUUUCUGGCCUGGGGACAGGAGCUUCUCUCUCUGACUGUGGACAGUUGCAACUCUUUCCCCAAAGGCAGCACUUUGAAGAUCACCUAGAGAAGCAGAUGUCAAGCUGCUGAGAUAACAGGGAUUAUGCUGGCAACUGGUCACACCUGGAAGCAGCAGAGAAGGUUUGCACUGAGAACUCUACGCAACCUUGGUUUGGGGAAAAGAGGUCUGGAGCACCGGGUUCAAGAAGAGGCCAACUACCUGAUAGACUUCUUUGCAAGUAUGAAAGGGAAACCCUUGGAUCCUUCUUUUCCUCUUAUUCAUUCCAUCUCAAAUGUAAUAUGUGCUGUUGUUUUUGGACAUCGCUUCUCCAGGGAGGAUAAAGCCUUCCAUGACCUCAUUAAAGCCACAGAGUAUCUAUUCAAAUUUGGAGGCAGCUUUAUUCAUCACCUGUAUGAAAUCUUUCCCUGGCUGAUGUCCCGUCUCCCUGGUCCUCAUAAGAAGGCAUUAUCUUGCUAUGAUACCCUGAGCGAUUUUACAAGGAGAGAGAUUAGAAUGCACACAGAGCGUGGGACACCAGAUGAACCACAGGAUUUCAUUGACUUUUACCUGGAUCACAUUGAAAAAUCCAAAGAUGAACCCAGGUCUACAUACAAUGAAGACAACAUGAUUUAUUCUAUCAACGACCUUUUCUUGGGUGGAUCUGAGACAACAAGCACUACUUUGAACUGGAGCCUGCUCUAUAUGGUGGCAAAUCCAAACAUCCAAGAGAAAGUACAGAAGGAGCUGGAUGCUGUUCUGGAUCCUUCCCAGUUAAUCUGCUAUGAGGAUCGGAGAAAACUACCCUACACAAAUGCAGUCAUUCAUGAGAUUCAGCGCUUUAGCAAUAUUAUCUCAGUUGGCAUGCCCAGAACUUGUGUGAGGAACACUACAUUGCUUGGCUUUCCCCUUAAAAAGGGCACCAUAGUUCUUCCAAAUAUUGCUUCGUCAUUGUAUGACCCAGAGCAGUGGGAAACACCUCGACAGUUCAACCCUGGUCACUUCUUGGAUAAGGACGGAAACUUUGUGAGCCAAGAAGCCUUUUUACCAUUCUCAAUAGGGCACCGUGUGUGUUUGGGGGAGCAUCUCGCGAGGACCGAACUCUUUAUUUUCUUUGCCGGCCUGCUGCGGGCAUUCACUUUCCAGCUCCCUGAGGGAGUGACGAAGAUCAACACAGAGCCCAUUCUGGGGGGUACACUGCAGCCCCACUCAUACAGGAUUUGUGCCAUUCCACGCUAGGCUGGCCAUCACAGUACAUCUGUUAAGAAAUCUUAUUUACCUUUGCAAAUGUAUGCCUUGAUUUCAUGUAACUCUUUUUGGUAUGGUGUGAUGGAUGUGUCAUGUGCACAUCCGCCUCCUGCCUCCACCCCCAGCCUUAACCAAACCAGCAGCAGUUUGGUUCAGACUCCAGAGGAGGUAAAGACCUGCACUGGGGCCGAGCACUCCUCCAGGAAAACGAUAAGGAGCAGAACAAUGCAGGGAACACUGAUAAGCUGUGGGUUUAAGGAGCCUCAAGCUUACCUCUCCUUUUGCAUGCAAUUGGACUGUGAGCCAACCACAUUUACCCCGUAAAUAUGAGAGCCUAAGUGAGCCUGCUUUGAGCUCUCCCUGCUGGGCAGUGUGGCUGUGCGGCAAAGAUCUCCCCUCACGCCGGGACCCCUGUCAGGAGCACUCCUUGAAGCAAUGAGAUCUGGUACCAACGACAGAUUGCUGGCUCCAUUUGAAUGUUCCCUGGAUGGCAACUGGACUGUAUGCCAGGAAACUCUCCCUUUUAGCAGUGAUUAGUUGCUUAGCUCAAAUAAGAAACAUUCUAAACAAAGUAAAUAAUUUAGAUUUAUAAUAUUGUGUAAUUUAGUAUGCUCUUUUGCUUAGCUUAGCAUAAGUAACUAGCCUUGCUGAAGCAGUAGGCUGCAAGCGGGGAAUUUCUAGAUAAAAACUUUCCCAGAGCAUGCAGCCUAUUUAGUCAAAACAUGGCCUCCAGAGUCACCAAAACACAGGAAAAUACAGAGGAUUCAAGGAUACAGUUCAUCAACACCAGCUGCACUAAGGCAAG
This is a messenger RNA of Cuculus canorus (common cuckoo), 3610 nucleotides long. RefSeq names its product cytochrome P450 2J4. NCBI's taxonomy places the organism in Eukaryota, Metazoa, Chordata, Aves, Cuculiformes, Cuculidae. Gene Ontology annotation, biological process: xenobiotic metabolic process; arachidonate metabolic process. The transcript has 13 exons. Gene Ontology annotation, cellular component: cytoplasm; intracellular membrane-bounded organelle. Gene Ontology annotation, molecular function: heme binding; oxidoreductase activity, acting on paired donors, with incorporation or reduction of molecular oxygen, reduced flavin or flavoprotein as one donor, and incorporation of one atom of oxygen; iron ion binding. The coding region runs from base 1663 to 2796 and encodes 377 amino acids. The record is from RefSeq and is a predicted model, not a curated record.